AUGGAAGUUGCUAUUGAGGAGGUCCUUGUCAAUACGAGACACCGGUGGUAUAUGUGGCAGGUUAUGAAUAAAGCUGCUGACAAAUUGCCAAAGAACAUGCUUGGUAGUGAAGAACUAAAGAAUGAACUGAAUGGAUGUGUAUGGUCGGAGUUGAUAGAACCUGAUGCAUUUGAAGAAACUUGGCAUGCUAUAAUGGAAAGAUAUGGGCUGGCCAAUAAUGACUGGGUUUCAUCAAUGUUUGUAUCCAGAAAGUUUUGGGUUCCAGCCUUUUUCCGUGAUUUUCUGAUGAGUUCGUUGAUAAAGACAACUUCUUUGUCUGAAUCACAGAAUAGCUUCUUUAAAAGGUACUCAAAGUCUCGGGCUAACCUGAUGCUAUUUUAUAUGAACUAUAACCAUGCUCUGGAGACUCAAAGAAGAGUGUUUGCCAAUAGAGAGAUUGAAGUAUAUAACGUAAAUGACAAGGAUUCAAACUCAUGGACAAUUACUUACUCCAUUGUUGAUGACACCUAUUUGUGUGGAUGCAAAAAGUUUGAGAGACUUGUUUGUCAAGUGAUACACGAGAAGUUGCGUGGAGGGAGAUGGUUGAAGUCACAGUUUGUGAAGCCAAUACAUGGAGGUUUUUGUGAUGAUCAAGAAAUACACCUUGUUGUGGACAAGAAGAAGAUUGCAUUUAAAAACUUGUAUGCAUUAUUCAUUGAAACAACACAAAGUAUUGAAGGGAACAUUGAUCAAAUUAAUGCAUUUGCUGCAAUUAUUGAAGAAGGUAAGAAGCAGCUUCUCGGAGAAGGUGUUGUUCUGUCUUCAACAGAGAAGAGAGCAUUGAUUGAGAACUUCGAUGGCUCACAAGUUCCGAACUUUAUGGAAGUUCAUCCUCCUGAUGUUGUUAGUACAAAGGGAAGUGGAGGUAGGAAGAAAUCGAAGAAGGAGUCAGCAAUGAAGUUAACAAUGAAACCAGUUCGAAAGUGUGGAAACUGA
This is a messenger RNA of Salvia splendens (bonfire salvia), 975 nucleotides long. RefSeq lists its product as uncharacterized. Bases 1 to 975 code for a protein of 324 amino acids. The transcript is spliced from 3 exons. NCBI's taxonomy places the organism in Eukaryota, Viridiplantae, Streptophyta, Magnoliopsida, Lamiales, Lamiaceae. The record is from RefSeq and is a predicted model, not a curated record.